Messenger RNA from Brienomyrus brachyistius, 1871 nucleotides. RefSeq names its product epithelial membrane protein 2-like. The record is from RefSeq and is a predicted model, not a curated record. Lineage: Eukaryota; Metazoa; Chordata; Actinopteri; Osteoglossiformes; Mormyridae. The coding region runs from base 138 to 614 and encodes 158 amino acids. Gene Ontology annotation, cellular component: plasma membrane. The transcript is spliced from 5 exons.
CACAGGGUUAAAGUAGUACUUCUCAAUUUCCAUCACGUUCCUUUUUACAUGACAACGUUUUAACGUCUGGUGUGUUUAUUAAAAUAACCACCUUUUAAAGAGACAUAUCUCGAAUCAACCCCUUCACUCUCCUAAACAUGCUGGUCAUAUUGGUGUCUGUAAUCACAUUCCAUAUAAUAUCAGCUGUACUUCUCUUCGUUUCGACAAUAAGCAAUGCUUGGUGGGUGUCUGAAAAUUUCUAUGUUGAUCUUUGGUUUGCCUGCAACAGCACCUGCUUUCCUGUCAUCAACAGUGAAUCGAAAGGAUAUCUUCAGGCUGUCCAGACCACCAUGAUACUGGCUACCAUAUUGUGCUGCGUGGGAUUUAUUGUAUUCGUCCUUCAGCUCAUCCGUCUGAAACAAGGAGAGAGAUUUGUUAUUACCUCCCUUGUCCAGCUGGUCUCUGCAUUCUUUAUUAUGAUUGGAGCUUCUGUUUACACCGCACAUCAUGAGAAUUUCCAGGCGAAGUCAUUCAAAGAUGGGAAUUAUGGUUACUCCUUUGUCCUAGCGUGGAUCGCUCUCCCAGUCACCAUGAUCAAUGUGUUAAUGUACGCAUUCCUCAGAAAGCGUAAAUAGGACACUCGUGCCUGUAGCAAGCAACAAACAUUUACUGGUGUGUGUAAUGUCCUAUAGAUUGAGUUUCUUGGUGUACAGGCAUAGUAACCUGUGAGGCAGAUUGGAUAAACAUUCCAGUAAAUGGAGCUGUUUUGUAUUUUGCAUUGAAUUAAUGGUCACAACAUCAUCACCUACAUCAGAUCAGCGUAAUCAAUAUACAGUCAAACCUCGUAUUGCGGGUAACUUGGUUUGCGAGUGUUUUGCAAGACGACCAAAAUUUUUUAAUAAAUCAUAACUUGAUAAACGAGCGAGGUAUUGCAAUACGAGUAUUACGUGUACGCUUUGUCUACCGAGCGUCACGUAAUCACAACUGAGCCGAUGGUUCUUCUCUCUCUUUCUGUGGGAUUGUGGCUAAUCAUCUCCCAUGCUCGUCUCAGUUGGUGUGCCUCACUCGUAUAGUCAAAAUUUACUAGAAAAACACCCUGAAUAAGGGUGUAGCAGUGCGAUCGAUGAAUCUGUUUAACAACAAUGCAAUGUCCUCAUUUCCACGAAAUCGAGAAGGAGGCAAAAGCGGCUGUCAUUGGAUAGGUUACUUGUUAAAGUCGCACAAAAAGAAAAAGAUUCCCGUGAGCCAACAGAUAGCAGUGAUUCCGUUAGUUAUAGUGAAAGUCGUCCUACAAAGUAACCCUCCUCUUCUCUCUCUCGUCUCCCUCACAUCAUCCACAAUUCUUUUCAAAGGUAAAGUGUAGGUUAAUUUGUUUUAUGUAUUUUUACGUUAUAUUUUGUAUCAAUCAUUUUAAUAUGAUUUUUUUUGGUUUGUGGCACGAAUCAUCUGAGCUUCCAUUAUUUCUAAAGAGAAAAUUAGUUUUGAUAUACCAGUUUUUUGGAUUACAAGCAUGUUUCCGGAAUGAAUUAUGCUCGCAAUCCAAGGCUUUACUAUACUAGAACAGGGGUGGCGAACUUUAUCCAUGGAGAGCUUCUGUGGAUGCAGAAUUUUGGGAUGACCUCUCAAUCAGCCAAUAACAGUAAGUCCCUAGGACUGGAGUUGAGAACUACUGCUUUUUAUUGGCUGAUUGAGAGGUCAUCCCCAAAACCCCACCCACACCAGCUCUCCAUGGAUCAGGUUCACCACCCCGGUACAAGAAUGAGUGGGUAUGCCCAGAUUCCAUAACUCCAAGAGAGGCACCUUUUGUAUGUCAUGCAAAUUUGUUAUAUAUGUAUGUAUAAAUAGUAAUGGCUUGUAAUGAAAUUUGUUGGUUUACACAGUCAAACUCUAUA